Messenger RNA from Leishmania braziliensis MHOM/BR/75/M2904, 1497 nucleotides. Its product is annotated as beta galactofuranosyl glycosyle transferase. NCBI's taxonomy places the organism in Eukaryota, Euglenozoa, Kinetoplastea, Trypanosomatida, Trypanosomatidae. The record is from RefSeq and is a predicted model, not a curated record. The transcript has a single exon. The coding region runs from base 1 to 1497 and encodes 498 amino acids.
AUGUUCCUCUACCAUUCAGGCAAGAAGCUCUUGCCGAGCGGCGGCGGUGUCUUCCGUCGAGUUGCCCUGAUGCCCUUCAUGUUCAUUUUCGCCGUCAUUACCAUCUUGGUUCUCCCAGGGUUCCUGGAGCAGAACACGGAAGCAACCUACCCUCCUUCCCUCACUACCACACUGGCGCCCACCACAACGCUUCAGCCCACCCAGGCGCCAUCGGGUCCCUUUGACCGGUACCUCGACUGCCUCGCUGCUCGCAUCAACGUUGACCGCCACACCGCGACGGAGUCCCCCUUCCCCAACGACAACAUCAGUAUCCCGUACAUUGUCCUACCCGUCACAGUAGAGGAGCCCAUGAUGAUAUCGCUCAUGUGCAACCUCACUGUGCACAUUCGACGCCUUGUGUACGUGCAGAACGGCUCCGUGCCCAGCAUGACCGACUUCCUGGACGCCGUCAUGGCCGCCUUCAAGUGGACACGGCGCGUGCGAGUCAUGCGCAAACGCAGCAACUUCGGCUACGCAACCGCACUUAACAUGGCGUUACGCGACUUCCUGCAGCUCCCCUUCGAUGAGGCACCGUUCUUUUUCAUGGCGAACAAUGACGUGCUGCUGCCCGGCGACAUGAUGGAAAAAGCGCUGCCGCUCUUCUACAGCGCAUCCCGCGAAGGCCGCGACGUGCUGAACGCGCUGGAGGCGGAGGUGGCGACGGAGCCAAACGAGCACACGCCACAGCGCUUCCGCGACGUUCCGCUGCGCUCUACAGACGCCCGCCAUGCGUUGGUGACGUCACGCCUGCUGCCCGACCGCAUCCGUUACCAAUCACCGGAGCAGCGCCGUACCGCGUUCGCGGGAUUCUACGGCGAUCUUUACCCGGAUAGUCUUGACCAAACAGCGUUCUGGGCGGUGACCCGACUUGCGCUGGAGGUGACAGGCUACUUCGAUGAGAAUUGUUACCCCGCUUACCAUGAGGACGCGGACAUGAUUCAGCGUCUUCGCCUGCUUGGCUUCAAAGCGCUUCGGGUCUCAGGCUGGGAGGAGACACCGAUGAUACACAUCGUGGGUGGAUCGCAGAUUGCAGCGCUGAAGAGCCUUGCGCUUCCGUUGAGCAAGGAGGCACAGGCCUUCCUGAAGGGAUCCCACGCUAUCAUACGCCGAUAUUUUUCGGCGAGAUACGCAUCGGCGAAGUGUAGAAGCGUGAUGUGGUGUAACUCCACGAGAGCUGCGUCAAACCAGCAGGAUGGCAUGCCGCUGGACGCCUUUACCAUUUACCAACAGCGCGUCUGCACCAUCGAGCAGCUGGAAGAGCAGCUGAUCGACAGACUUAUAGCUGACCCAUCCAUAUCUUCCCCGACCGCCAUUCAAAUGCUGCUCAACGCUGAGCAGGAUCUGGGGAACGUCGAUCGUUUGCUACUCGACGGGACCUUCUACUACCGCAACGGAUCCACCCUGCGCCUCCUGACGGACUGUGCGGCACUGCUGCCCAGCCGCCCACUUUUCAGGUAA